CGUGAGAGAAAGCAACUGGACUCCUUGCCUGUAAUGAACAGUUUCUCUCUCUCUCUCUCUCUCUCUCUUGUUUUGAGAUCAAAACAUGAAUCACUUGUGCCAUCUUCAACUCCCGAAGAAAAGUAUCCACAUUGGAAUCUAUCUCCUCAAGCUCAAUCUCCAGUACCAAACCAGGUUAUCUUCUACUUCUUCUUCUUCUUUAGAUUCAAGUAUUACCACCCCUAUUCCACACACAUUCGACCUAUCUAGGGUUUCCGAGCUCAUAACAAACCAACACUGGUCCGACCUCAAAACCCUAACCAACCAAACAACCUCCAGUACUUUCCUUCACGUAUUGUUUCAAUCCGAACUCGACUCAGACCUAGUUCUCCGUUACUUCAAAUGGUCGGAAGAGGAAUUUAGGGUUUCACACCACCUCGAACUGUACUGUAGACUAUUCCAUUUAUUGGUGAAUUCAAAGAAGUAUGGAAAAAUCAGGUCUUUAUUGCAUCACUUUGUUAGAAAAGACGAAACGCACUCGAAUUCUUCGAUUUUUCAUUCUCUUGCGGUUACUGGAGGUGGGUUUUGCGCGAAUUCGAUAAUUGUUGAUAUGCUGAUACUGGCCUAUGUAUAUGAUUCAAAGACGGAUUUGGCGUUCGAGGCUUUCUUGAGAGCUGGGGAUUAUGGGUUUAAGUUAUCGAUAACGUCGUGCAAUCCCAUGUUGGGUAUCUUGGUUAAGGAGAGGAAAUUUGCGGUGGUUGAGAUUGUGUAUAAGGAGAUGAUAAGGAGGAGGAUUGAACUUGAUGUGAGUAGUUUCAAUAUUGUGAUUAAGGGUUUCUGUAAGGCAGGGAAGUUGAAGAAGGCGGGGGAUGUUGUUGAGGAUAUGAAGGUGAGAGGGUUUUCGCCUUCGGUGGUGACAUAUAAUACUCUUAUGUAUGGGUAUUGUAAGAAUGGCGGUGCAGGGAAAAUGUACAAGGCUGACAGGAUUUUGAAGGAAAUGGUUUCGAAUGGUAUUCACCCAAUUGAGAGUACUUUCAACAUUCUAAUUGACGGGUUUUGCAAGGACGAGAAUUUGUCUGCUGCUAUGAAGGUGUUCAAGGAAAUGCAAGGUCAGGGUUUGAAAGCUGGUGUUGUGACCUAUAAUUCAUUGAUCAAUGGACAUUGUAAUGAGGGGAAGCUCGAUGAUGCUCUCUGUUUGCGGGAUGAGAUGGUGGGGUUAGGUCUGAAGCUGAAUAUCGUUACUUAUAAUGCCCUCAUCAAUGGGUUCUCGAAAAAGAAAAUGUUGAAGGAAGCUAGAGAGUUGUUCGAUGGUAUAAGCGAAAAAGGGCUCGAUGCAGAUGUUGUAACAUUUAAUACGUUGAUCGAUGCAUAUUGUAAAGCUGGGAAAAUUGAAGAAGCAAUCGCAUUGCGCGAUUUGAUGAUGGAUAAACCGGUGUUUCCCGAUGUUGCGACCUAUAACUGUUUAAUUGGUGGUUUCCUUAGAGAGGGAAAAAUGGAAGAAGCUAGUAAGCUUCUAGACGACAUGGAGAACAAGGGUUUGAGGGCGGAUGUAAUAACAUAUAACAUACGGUUAAAUGCUUUGUGCAAGAAAGGGGAGUCGAGAAAAGCAGCUGGACUUUUGGAUGAGAUGUUUGAAAGAUGUAUCCGUCCUUGUCAUGUGACCUACAAUACUUUGAUAGAUGGUUACUGCACAGAAGGAAACCUCAGGGCAGCUUUGAACACGAGGGCGCGUAUGGAGAGAGAGGGGAAGCGGCCAAAUGUUGUAACAUUUAACGUAUUGAUUAAAGGCUUUUGCCAGAAGGGUAAGCUGGAAGAAGCAAAUGGGCUCCUUAACGAGAUGUUAGAGAAGGGUUUGGUACCAAAUAGGACAACGUAUGAGAUAGUAAAAGAGGACAUGAUGGAGAGGGGAUUUGUUCCAGAUAUAGACGGGCAUUUGUAUAAUGUUUCUGUUAACUCUUAGAUGCUCACAGGAGGAGUUGAACUGGUAUUACUUUGGGUUUUGAUGCGGCAGGCAGAGAUGAAAACUUCAGUUGGGAUUUUGUUAGUGUCCCGGGUGGAAAUACUUCUCAUUAGAGGCUGGCAUUUGAGAGUAUGCACAUCCUAUUUGUAGAGCAGUGAAGCGCUGCCUAAUUCAGGAGAAGCAAUCAAUGAAAUCCUUGAGCAUCGUCAUUUCAUAAUCCAGUUCCGCAUGUUCCAAAGGGAAUUCUAAUUAUUUUUAUUUGUCACAGAAGUUUCUUUAUAAACUGCACCGAACAGUAUCAGUGGUUCGAGUUACAGUUUUGGUCGGGCCAGAGGCCGCGUGGAAUUAGUGGUGGAUUCCAAAGUCCGGGAACCACUCUUGAGUAUCUUUUGGAGUGCUAGAUACAAAGAAAAUCUACCCGGAAAUUACCCCGAAUGGGCAAAUCAACGGUACAGAUACAAUUCAAAGUGAAUCUGUACCAUUGAUUUGCUCUUUCGGGGUAAUUUCCGGGCAAAUUUUCUUUGCGCUUAGAAUUUCUCAUCUGAAAAUAUAUGAAGGGGAAUCCUGCGAGGCCAUAGUGAGAUAUAGUCGGUAGCUUCCUACAAUGUCUAUGAAACUGCAAGGAUGGCUUUGUUGCAAGGAUGAAGCACCUUAUCAGGUUAGCUUUUAGUGAAGAGAAGUGUUGAACUAGGAAGCCCAUUUUUGUUCUUUGUACCUUAAAGGCAAAGUGCAGAGUAUACUGAAGUCUGAAAGAUACUCCGUUAUCUUUUGUUCUUUGUAGUUAUUUUUUGCAUGCAAUGGCUACUAUGUAUUCAUUGUAGGUAGCUCUGCCCAAAUGCUGUAUCGACAAACAUGUCAACUUCUUUUUUGGCUUUUGUCCGGUGAAUAAUAUGGAAAACAUGUUUUCUAUGUUGCCCCUCCAAGAGUGAUGGGUUGCUGCAAGGGUUCGAUUGCUUUUCAA
Messenger RNA from Rhododendron vialii, 2900 nucleotides. RefSeq names its product pentatricopeptide repeat-containing protein At1g09820. Gene Ontology annotation, molecular function: protein binding. Bases 86 to 1939 code for a protein of 617 amino acids. Lineage: Eukaryota; Viridiplantae; Streptophyta; Magnoliopsida; Ericales; Ericaceae. The transcript has a single exon. The record is from RefSeq and is a predicted model, not a curated record.